AUGGUAGACGAGAAUACCACGUCGAACUCUUCCGGGAGACCCGCUGCCGGUGUAAGCUCCGGCUUCAGCGCCCCGCCCUCCGGUCAUGGGCUUCGGCGUUCCAUGACCGUGUCAGUCGCCGAGGAAGCUGCAUCUGCAUCUCGACGUCAACCCCCGGCAUCGCCCAGCUUCGAUUCGAUCCCCCUUCGCCGCAGUUCAAAUUUUUCCGAGUACAGCCUCAAUGAAGCUCGAGAUUUCCUAAACCCCCAACCGCGAGAUCCUAGUAAUGGCGAUUCAUCUUUGACAGAGGAAUCAUCGUCUUUACCGUCGCUGUCUUUGGCUUUUGCUUUCCUACCAGCUAUUUCUGGUCUUCUCUUUAAGAAUGGCAGUGCGGUCGUGACAGAUUUCAUGCUCCUGGGCCUGGCUGGUGUUUUUCUCAACUGGUCCGUAACGCAGCCAUGGACUUGGUAUCACUCAGCGCAGCAAGUUCGGAUACAGCACGAAGUGGUAGCGGACAGUGUCAUUGACGAUGACAGUGACCUUGGCUCCAGCACUCAUGGUCCGGGGCCCAACUCAACUCUUGACCAUGUUCCAGAAGAUGAAGAAGUGCAUACCGAACCGACGGAGGAAACACAUGAGAGAGAGUCGAGUAAGCAGCAGCGAGAUGCCCUCGCGGAAUUAUACUUCUACGAAAUCACGGCUCUAGCCUCAUGCUUUCUCCUCCCACUCCUUGGCGCAUACCUUCUGCACGCCAUUCGAUCACAACUAAGCCGACCUUCGGAAGGCCUUGUUUCCAACUACAACCUGACGAUUUUCCUUCUCAUGGCUGAGUUUCGUGUCUUAUCGCACAUGAUAAAAUUGGUCCAGUCGCGAACGCUCCACUUGCAGCGGGUGGUACAAGGAGGGCCCUCCAAAUUUCAGCAGGUCAAUAAGAAUACAGAACAACUAGAGGCCGUCCUUGCGCGCCUAGAACGUUUGGAAUCUCGCGCCACUAACGACGAAACGGGUACCGUCCAAGAUAUCAAACAGGAGAUCAGCAAGACGAAGCAGAAGGACAGCGUCGUGGCACGCGACGUUCGUAAUGCUAUUCAGCCUGAGCUCGACGCACUCAACAGGGCUGUACGCCGUUACGAAAAGAAGGCCACACUUCUCCAGAUCCAGACAGAGUCGCGAUUUUCAGGGGUGGAAGCAAGACUGGAUGAUGCUAUCGCCCUUGCUGCAAGUGCUGCAAAGAAUAGUGCGUCACACAAGAACUUAUUUGUAUGGGCCGUGGAAUCGCUCACCGCCGUCUUCCUCCUUCCAUUCAGAACACUUUUACGAAUAAUGCUCCUUCCUCUGAGUACACUUUUGGCAUUGAUGAGCAAGGGAAAGAAGAGGAACUCUCCGCCAGUCAAGUCGUCGCGCAGCAAUCGUAAUGGCAAGACAGUUGCACAGCCCAAAUAUAAUGGUGAUCGUGUUCCAUCCAGAGUGGCUAAACGAUGA
Fusarium venenatum is the source of this 1461-nucleotide messenger RNA. RefSeq lists its product as uncharacterized. The record is from RefSeq and is a predicted model, not a curated record. Lineage: Eukaryota; Fungi; Ascomycota; Sordariomycetes; Hypocreales; Nectriaceae.